Megalops cyprinoides (Indo-Pacific tarpon) is the source of this 1436-nucleotide messenger RNA. RefSeq lists its product as uncharacterized. The record is from RefSeq and is a predicted model, not a curated record. The coding region runs from base 65 to 856 and encodes 263 amino acids. Lineage: Eukaryota; Metazoa; Chordata; Actinopteri; Elopiformes; Megalopidae. The transcript has 2 exons.
CCGGAAGGAUACAAACAUCCGAUGGUGAAGAAGAAGGGUCAUCUACAAGAAGACGCCAACGAAAAUGUUUCACUGGAGACACGACGAGAUUCGGGAACUUCUGUCGGUAAGGGCCGACACCGAAAUCGUCAGACAAAUUCAAGGAACGGCAAGAGACUCGGUUGUUUAUGACCAAAUUACGAGCCGGCUACGUGACCGCGGUGUAGUCCGAAACAAGGCGCAGGUGAACAGCAAACUAAAAGCACUCAAAAGGCAGUACCAUCAGGUCGUUGACCGCGAUGGCCAGAGUGGAAACGACCGCAAAACAUGGUGCUAUUUUAGUUUGUGCGAGGCUAUAUGGGGUUCGAGUCACUCAACGAACCCCGAGGCUUUGGUCGGAACCCUGGAGACGGCCUCCACUUUAAGAAGCCCGGAGACGCUUUCCAUGUCGAGUUGCCCCGAAACGCCAUCUACCUCGAGUUUCCCCGAGACGCCAUACAGCGACACUGAAGAAAGGAUUCCAGUCCAUGAAAUUGAUGUGUCGAUAAACGAUUCGGUUUUAAGUACGGAGUCGUUGUGUCGUUCUCCACCUAAGCGGAGGAGGAAGAGGAACCAGACACGCUCGGAAAGAGUAUUUGCAGAGAUGAGGGACCUGUUCAGUGAGAUGGACAAGCAAUUCCACGAGCAAGAACGGCUUCGGUUGUUGGAGCAGCGGGAGUACGAGGAGAGGGUACGGAGGGAGGCGCGGGUGGAGAAGGCGCAGGAGAUGGCACUUCUUCAGGACAUAACUUCUCUACUCCGAGAAAUGGUCCAGCGGAUGCCUGCCACGCAGCCUCAAGCUUCAGCACAGAUUCAAAAUGUGAAGGAGGAAAGUUAAUAAUACAACAUAAAAAAACCUAACUGGGAUAAACUGCUGGGAGAACUAAAAAACGACGACCACUUGGCGUUCCAUAUUUUAAGAUUAAAUUUUGAUUAAUGUGGUUAUUUUUAGGGAACUGUAGGGAAUGAAUGAUGAGUAAAUAAGUACAUUAUCCACAUAUUUAUUCUGUCGUAUUGGUUCUGGUAAUCUAGGGACCCCUAUAAUAUGAUUGGCUGCAGUGUGAACAUUGCAAAUAAGGGUGAUAGUGGGAAGCUCUGUUGAGUGUCUCUUUGGGGUCAUAAUGGAUGUGAAAUGAUCCCCUCUAUAGUGAUGAAUGCAAUAGAUGAUUAAUACAGUAUCUUAAUGUGAUUUAUGGAAUUCUUGCCAAAACUAAGUGAAUGCUAGAAUAAUGCCCAUCUCACUCUGUUGCCUUUUCUGCAACAAGAGACUACAACCCAGUGUGUCAGGGAUGACUUUUUAAAGCUUGUUUUAAAAGCUUAAAGCGUGUGUCUAGCAUAUUAUUUUGACAUCCACAAACUAAAGAUAGGUGUGAACAUAAGAACAUAUGAUGACGAGAACAGGCCAUUCGGCCCAACUA